Molecule: messenger RNA, 3433 nt
Organism: Linum trigynum
Lineage: Eukaryota; Viridiplantae; Streptophyta; Magnoliopsida; Malpighiales; Linaceae
Source: the annotation of a GenBank genome assembly
CCGAUAAAAAAUAUAGUUCAAGACAUAUAGUCGAAGAGGUUUCAACAAAUAUUUCCUAAAUAAAUUUAGUAAAUAGACUAUAGCCCUCUAACCCCUCUCUAAUAAUCAUGAUUAUGAUCUUUCGAAUUAAAAUUUUUUGAACUCCUAUCAUUAUCCCAAGUCGGUUGACGCUGCCGCCGCCGCCGACUACCCACAGCCCCAAUUUUACACUCAUACUUACCACAUCCGUUACUCUAACUCCACAAGGCGACUCCUGCCGCCGCCGCCGCGACCCUUUCCCGGUCAAAUUUCCCAGCGCGUUCAAAAUGAACAAUCCCCAUGCGUUGAAUCAAGUUCAACCCCCUCAAUAUUAAAUUAUUGAUUAAUUUAUUAGGGGGGAAAAAAAAAAAAACUCCCCACCAUUUCCCCGCUUUCCCCCCACGUCCCCCUUCUCCCCCCUCUUUCCAAGCAACCUCUCACUCCUCAAUCCUUCCCCCACUUGGCCACUUUCCCAAUUCCACAAUAUAAAUCCCUAAUCCCCACCCCCAAUUCCACCAUCACCGCACUAAACAAUUCUCAAUCCAUCUCCAAAUUCAACCUAACAAUCAUUUCUCCUCCGCCGCAAUGACCAAGAUAUUAUCAACUCCUCCACCCCCGCCGCCGAUCGUAAUCAGGGAAGUCUGGGCGUCCAACCUGGAGGCCGAAUUCGACCUCAUCCGCGACGCCAUCGACGACUUCCCUUUCAUCUCCAUGGACACCGAGUUCCCCGGCGUCGUCUUCCGCCCUCUUCCUCCACCCGCAAUCCACCGGACCAAGCCGUUCUACCAGCAGCGGAGGAAUCCCUCCGACCACUACGAGAUCCUCAAAUCCAACGUCGACGCGCUCAAUCUCAUCCAGGUCGGCCUCACCCUCUCCGAUUCUGACGGCAACCUGCCGGAUCUGGGCACCGGAGGGAGGCAGAGGUUCAUCUGGGAGUUCAACUUCAGGGACUUCGACGUGGAGCGUGACUCCCACGCGCCGGACUCCAUCGAGCUGCUGCGGCGGCAGGGGAUCGAUUUCGCGAGGAAUAAGGUCGAAGGGGUGGAAUCGGGUCGGUUCGCGGAGCUGAUGAUGUCGUCCGGGCUGGUCUGCAACGAGGCGGUGAGCUGGGUGACGUUCCACAGCGCGUACGAUUUCGGGUACCUGGUCAAGAUCUUGACCCGGAGGUCGCUGCCCGGCGGGUUGGAGCAGUUCUUGGGCCUGUUGCGGGUGUUUUUUGGGCGGCGGGUUUACGACGUGAAGCACAUGAUGAGGUUCUGUGAUAGCUUGUAUGGUGGGCUGGACCGGGUGGCCCGCACGCUGGAAGUGGAUCGGGCCGUGGGGAAGUGUCACCAGGCCGGGUCGGAUAGCUUGCUGACGUGGCACGCGUUCCAGAAGAUGAGGGAUGUGUUCUUCCUAAAGGAUGGGCCUGAAAAGCAUGCGGGCGUCUUGUAUGGGCUGGAGGCCUUUUGAUAUAGAUAUAUAUAUAUAUAUACACAGUUAAAUUGAUAAAUUAAUUAAUUUCAUUCGUUGAAGGUUUUAAGAGUUUUGUAAAUUGUGGUGGUGUAGUUACGAAAAUCUACGAUAAUUCAUUUUGCGGUGAAAAGCUUGGCUUCCCCUUCUGGUCAGUUGUCACAUAGUUUCCCAAACUAUAAACACAUAUCUCAAAUCUUAAUGGGCUGGUUGUGCAACGUACAAAAAAGCCCAAGCACGGGUGACUAGUUGCAUAAGGCUAGAAGAAGAAUAGGAAGAAGAAAGAUUGUCGCGAGAGGAAAGAGAGAAUGUAGGGUUUUAGGUAUUAAUAGUGGUAAUAAUUUAGUGUGGUUAAAUUUUUCGUUCAAAAAUACCCUUAGGAGUUGUUUGGAUGAGUUAUGAAUUAGGGUGUGGUAUUUGUGAACAAAUAACUCAUUUUUUUUAUCAAUUGGGUAUUUGUGUGGUAUUGAAGUGUUAUUUGUGUUAACAUAUCUUGUUUGGCUGGAAGAGUUAUUUGGAGUGUGUUAUUCAACAACAUAAUCUUAAAUUACAAAUAUAUCCUUGUCCCUACCCUUCUUCCCUACCAUUCUUUUCAACCGACAAACAACAACCAUGGAUGCCAAUUGCCAAGAACAAGACCAUUACCCUUCCUUGCAUGACUUUUUUUCAACAGACACACAAUAGUCAUGGAUGCCAGGACCUCUUUAUGCAAGAAUAGAAAUCGAAGAGACAAAUAUAAGCCACAUUCAAUUCCCAGCAAACAUAAGCCGCCGACCCGCCAUCAUCAUCGUUCGCUGCCUCCGUCGCUAUCAGAACAGAGCAGGCCCAGAUGGCGGUUCGCUAUUGCUUUUCCCGGUGCUUCAACGUUGCUUCUCCCCUUCUCUUUCGAUGGCGCUCUAGACGCAGAAAUCGACACAAAUCUGAAACCUCAACCAUGGCGGAUUCUCUCCUAAGUCUCUCUCUACUAAACCAAUCGUGUGGUUCAGAGGUUCAAUUGAAGCAGAAAAAAUCAACAAUUUUUUUAUUAAUGAAAGCAAGCAACAAAUCAAAGAGAGAAAGAUGAGAGUUCGCUGGGAAAUAUGAAAGGGGAUCUGCAAAUGGAAAUGAAGAAGAGCGAGGAGAGAGGAGCAUAAAAGAGGGGGGGGGGGGGGGGGGGGGGGGGAAAGAAAGAGAUGAAAGAGGCAGGGUCAGAAAGGGGAACAAAAAACGCGUUAUGCGUUAUUUCUAAAUAACUGGGGAGGUGGGUGGUAUUGAUAAUAACGCAUUUUGCGUUAUUUGAGAAUAACUCGGCCCAAAUAACUCAUCUCAGUUUUGUGGAGCCAAACGGAUUAUUUGGAUUCAAAUAACUCAUUGUGAGUUAUUUAAACCCAAAUAACUCAUCUAAAAAAUCCAUCCAAACGACCCCUUAAUUCAAUAUGUACCAUUGAUUUAAAAAAAAAGAAAAAAAAAAGACAAUAGAGAGAAUGGAUGGUGUUGACUCCAACUAGAGAGGUCCUUAUGGCUGGUGGAUUUCAGUUCCCGAGCAUUGAUGAUCCCAUGGUGGUAGAGGUGUUGGUGCUCCGGGAAGCUGUCAUGUGGUGUCAGGCUCAGGGUAUAGUGGAGGUGUGUUUUGAGGGGGAUGCCAAGGUCAUUAUUGACAAAAUCAACCAUGCGGAUGCUAGUGAUAGUCGGAUUGGUGCUAUUCUUGCUGAAAUUAUUCAUCACUUGGCGGAUCGCUCAGGGUUUAGCGUUAGAUUUGUAGGUCAGCGUAGCAAUAGGGUAGCCCACUAGGUGGCUCGUAAGGCUCUCUCUUUGUACCCGACUGCGAGUCGUUUCUUUGAUUUUCAGGCCUGGCUGCUAUCCAUAAUGUAACUUUCUUGGGUUUUGAUCAAUGAAGAUUAUCUUUUGUCAAAAAACAAAAGAUCCUAUGGUUAUAAAAUGGGUUGUCAAUCUCACAACCCGCUAAUAAAGUUAUCACCGUAUC